Acanthosepion pharaonis is the source of this 1140-nucleotide messenger RNA. NCBI's taxonomy places the organism in Eukaryota, Metazoa, Mollusca, Cephalopoda, Sepiida, Sepiidae. The record is from the annotation of a GenBank genome assembly.
AUGAUAAAAUUACGCCCGUGCGAACAACACAAGGGAAAUGAAGCCUUUCUUUCAAUUUUCUUUUUUUUCCUCUUUAUGUCUCAAAAGGAGAGGUUACCAGUUCGGGCCAAACUCCCGCUAGCUUCAAACACUAGAGGAUACUAUGACACUCAUGGUAGUCUCUUUUUUUUUCCUUUGUCACAGUCACGGUCUUUCUUUCUUUCUUUCUUUCUUUCUUUCUUUCUGUCUUUCUUUCUUUCAGAAUUGUCAUAUACCUGCACUCUUUCCUUCCUUCCUUCCUUCCUUUCAGAAUUGUCAUAUACCUGCACUCCUUCCUUCCUUCCUUCCUUCCUUCCUUCCUUUCAGAAUUGUCAUAUACCUGCACUCUCUCUUUCCUUCCGUCUUUCUUUCUUUCUUUCUUUCUUUCUUUCUUUCUUUCAGAAUUGUCAUAUACCUGCACUCUUUUUUCCUGACUUCUUUCUUUCUUUCUUUCUUUCUUUCUUUCUUUCUUUCUUUCUUUCUUUCUUUCUUUCAAUGAAAAUUCUCCUAUACAUUCUUUUUUCAUUUUUCCUCUUUCUUUCUUUCUUUCUUUCUUUCUUUCUUUCUUUCUUUCUUUCUUUCAGAAUUGUCUUAUACAUUCACUCUAUCUUUCAUUCUUUCUUUCUUUCUUUUUUCUUUCUUUCUUUCUUUCUUUCUUUCUUUCUUUCAUUCAAAAUUAAUUGUUAUAUACCUGCACUCUUUCUUUCUUUCCUUCCUUCCUUCUUUCUCUCUCUCUUUCUUUCUUUCUUUCUUUCUUUCUUUCUUUCUUUCUUUUCACAUCAAUCCAUCCUUCUGUCAUUUCGAUUGAUAUUUUCUACAAUUCAAUAUUUUUCCCCCACCUCCGGAGCAUUUCAUUCUUCAUCCUUCUUUGAGGUUAUUCUUUACGCAUUUCAACAGUUUCCCAAACAAUAUACUCCCUGCUGUCUGACGCCCGUCUCUAUUCAUGAGAAAAUCAUUACCAGUACAUCUAUCUAUCUAUCUAUCUAUCUAUCUAUCUAUCUAUCUGUCAGUCAGUUCAUAUCUAUCUAUUUCAGUUUAUUCUUUUAUAAAUCUGUUCAUCUCAAUCUGUGCCUAUCUAUCUAUCUAUCUAUCUAUCUCUUUCUCUUUAUAUAUAUAUAUUAA